Messenger RNA from Helianthus annuus (common sunflower), 4610 nucleotides. RefSeq names its product protein transport protein SEC16B homolog. The transcript is spliced from 13 exons. Gene Ontology annotation, cellular component: endoplasmic reticulum exit site; ER to Golgi transport vesicle membrane. The record is from RefSeq and is a predicted model, not a curated record. NCBI's taxonomy places the organism in Eukaryota, Viridiplantae, Streptophyta, Magnoliopsida, Asterales, Asteraceae. Gene Ontology annotation, biological process: autophagy; Golgi organization; COPII vesicle coat assembly. The coding region runs from base 295 to 4368 and encodes 1357 amino acids.
UAAAAUCCAUGGUGUGGUGGGUUGUUGAGUCAUCCGACGCCAAAUCAAGGGCUUCUCUCUCUCUCCCUGUAUCCAAAUUCCUUCAAAUUCUCGUCUUGAUCCUCAAGUUAAGUGCUGCUUUUGAGUAAUCGAUCAUCUUCAGGUAAGCCUGCUGGAAGCUUCCAACUAAUUUGUAUAUCCUCCGUUAUUUCCCACGACUUCAUGUUUCGGAUCUGUACCGUAAUUAGCUUGAAUUUUGCCUCAGCUUGAAUUUUGUAUUAUUAUUCUAGGGUUGGUAGGUAGGUAAGUUUAUAGAUGGCUUCAAAUCCUCCGUUUAUGGUGGAGGAUACCGAUGAAGACUUUUUUGAUAAAUUAGUAGAUGAUGAUGAUGAUGAUUAUAAACCUGCUGCUGCAUUAUCUGCAAAAGAGGAGAUCAAUAAUAUUGUUGAUGAUAAUGAUUCUGAUGAUGCUAAAGCUUUUGCUAAUUUGAGCGUCGCAACUGGAGCUGAAGGUUUGGGGGAAGAAGAUAGUUCGACAACUAGUAAUAAGGAUUUUAAAGAAGAAGUAUCUGAUGUUACGCAUGUAGAACCAAGUUCAUUCACAGCAGAGAGUGUUACUGAAGCACCCGAUAAUGGUACAGUCCAGUUGGAUUCUACAGCAAGUGGGGAUCAGAUUCAUGGAUCUGGAGGUACUGCUGGUGUUAAAGAGGUGCAAUGGAGUGCUUUCGGUUCUGAUCCUCUGGAGGAUAACAUAUUUGGAGCAGACCCUGGUUUCUUUGAUGAAUUUGGAAAUGCUUCAAUUGAGGAUAGUUUCAUUACUAGUGAAUCCAACGGUGUAGUAAGUAAUUCGUUGCAUGCUGAGGAUGCUAAUACUUACUCGCAUCAACUUCAAUCCGAUCAGGCAUAUGCUAAUGCCACCACGGGGGAACAUGGUCAACAUCCUAAUAGUAGUCAAUACGGGGAGAAUCUUUAUCCUGGAUGGAGGCAUGAUGCAAAUACUGGACAGUGGUAUCAACUGGAUGCGACAUCAUCAUAUGCAGAAGGGGCAAAUAACACAGUCUCUGCUUCUGAUUGGAACAUCACUUAUCAGAAUACAGAGGUUUCUUACUUGCAGCAGUCUGCCCAAUCUGUUGUGGGAGCUGUAGCAGAGAAGGGCACAACGGAAAGUAUUACAAGUUGGGAUUCUGUUUCUCAGUCUGGUCAGAGUUUAUCAAACUGGAAUCAGGGUUCAGAAGCCAACAACAAAGUGUAUCCUUCUCAUAUGGUUUUUGAUCCCCAAUACCCUGGUUGGUACUAUGAUAUGAAUGUCCAAGAAUGGCGAUCGUUGGAUGAUUAUAAUUCGCAGUCAACUGCUGUAGCUCAGGAGGCCGUCAACCAGAAUGGGUAUGGUUCAAGUAAUACUUAUUAUGAAAAUGAACAGAAAACAUAUAGUGGGCAGGAACAAGCUUAUAACUGGAAUGAUUCUUUUAGCAAUGCUGGACGACAGAGUUCAACUAUGUGGCAACCUAAUAAUGUUGCCAACAGUGCCCCAGUGGAAGACUUUAGAAAUAACCAACAAAUAGGUAAUCACUAUGGCAGUAAUUUCCAUGUAGAUAACCAUGUUAAUCAAGAUAAAUUUUACGAUUAUGCGGGAACAGCUUCCAACGCCACCAUCACCCAGGUUAAUAAUGGUUUCCCUGCAGUUUCUGGGUCUCAAUCCACUGUUCCUUAUAGUCAGUCUUUCAGUCAGCCUUUGGAGCAAAGUGAGACCAUGAAUGUCCAAAAGGCGUAUGAAUACCAGAACCAGUUAAGCUAUAUGCAGCAACCGUUUCAGAGUGGUCACCAAGUAUCUUAUGGUUCUGCUACAGGAAGGUCAUCUGCUGGUCGCCCUCCUCAUGCGUUGGUUACUUUUGGUUUUGGUGGGAAACUGAUUGUGAUGAAAGAUAGUACCACUCUCACAAAUGCAUCCUAUGGAGGACAGGACUCAAAUUCAGGAUCAAUUUCUGUUCUUAACUUGGCAGAAGUUGUUACUGGAGGAGCAGAUGUAAAUGACUAUUUUCACAAUCUCUGUCAGCGAUCGUUUCCCGGUCCACUUUCUGGUGGAAAUGCUGGGAGUAAAGAGUUGAACAAAUGGGUUGAUGAUAGAAUUACACACUCUCAAACUUCCGAAGCUGAUUAUAGCAAAGGUGAAGCUCUAAGAUUGCUCCUUUCCUUGCUGAAAUUAGCCUUACAGCAUUAUGGCAAAUUGAGGUCUCCAUUGGGGUCAGACACUAGCUUAAAGGAAAAUGAUGCUCCAGAACUAGCUGUUGCUAGACUGUUUGCAUCCGUGAAGAGCAGUGCAGAAUACAACAAUUAUGGUGCUUUUGCCCAUUGCUUGCAACAUGUACCUUCAGAAGUACAAGUUCAGGAAACUGCUGCUGAAGUUCAAACUCUGCUUGUUUCUGGUAGAAAGAAAGAGGCUCUUCUUUGUGCACAAGAGGGCCAUUUGUGGGGGCCAGCACUAGUUCUUGCAGCACAACUUGGUGAUCAGUUUUAUGUGGAUACGAUUAAGAAAAUGGCUCUUGGUCAGUUAGUACCAGGAUCCCCGCUGCGGACGUUAUGUCUGCUUAUUGCUGGUCAACCAGCGGAUGUAUUUGCAGCCAAUGCUACAACAGAUGGUGCAAUCCCUGGUGCUGUAAAUAUAUCCCAACAACAGUCUAUACAGGGUCAACUUGGUGCUAAUGGUAUGCUUGAUGACUGGGAGGAUAAUUUGGCAGUGAUCACUGCUAACAGAACGAAAGAUGAUGAAUUAGUGCUUCUUCAUCUUGGAGAUUGUUUAUGUAAGGAAAGGAGUAAUAUAAUUGCAGCCCACAUCUGCUACUUAGUUGCAGAAGCAAACUUUGAAGCAUAUUCAGACAGUGCUAGACUGUGUCUCAUUGGUGCAGAUCACUGGACACAUCCCCGUACAUAUGUCUCCCCUGAGGCUAUUCAGAGAACAGAGGUAUAUGAAUAUUCAAAGAUACUUGGAAACUCUCAGUUCACCUUGCUUCCAUUUCAACCUUAUAAACUUAUUUAUGCACACAUGUUGGCUGAAGUUGGAAGAUUGUCAGACUCUUUAAAGUACUGUCAAGCCAUUACAAAAUCGUUAAAAACCGGGCGAAUCCCUGAGGUAGAAAUCUGGAGACAACUGGUCAUAUCCUUAGAAGAAAGGAUAAAAACUCACCAACAGGGGGGGUUUUAUGCAAACUUAGUGGCUCCUGGUAAAAUAGUUGGUAAAUUGCUCAACCUUAUUGAUAACACUGCACAUCGUGUUGUUGGCGGCCUACCGCCGCCUGUUCCAUCAACAUCUGGUGGUGGUGCCCAACAUGACCACCAUCAACAAACGCAGAUGGGUCCUAGGGUUUUAUCUAGUCAAUCAGCAAUGGCAGUGUCAUCUUUAGUGCCAUCUGCGUCUAUGGAGCCCAUCUAUCAGGCAGACGGAAACAACAGAAAUAUGAUGCAUAACCGCAGUGCUUCAGAACCUGCUUUUGGUCGUUCUCCCAUGCAGGAUGAAACGUUGAAGGAAAACUCUGCGGAUUCACAAAGUAAAGCAUCUGGGAAGAUUUCAGGGCGUCGCGGCUUCGGUUUGGGGGCCAUGCUUUUUGAAAAGACGGUGGGUAGGAUUCUACCGCCUCGCCAGGACAAACAGGCAAAGUUGGGGGACACUAAUAAAUUCUAUUAUGAUGAGAACCUUAAGAGAUGGGUGGAAGAAGGGGUUGAUCCGCCAGCAGAGGAAGCGGUCCUUGCUCCACCACCUACAAUGACGACAGCUUUCCAGAAUGGAUCACCAGAUUAUAGCCUUAGGUCCGCUUUAUCAACCGAAUCUACUAGCUCUGAGUUUGCAACCCCAGCACCUGCUAGUCAUACUUCAGGAAUCCCACUGAUUCCACCCACCACAAACCAGUUUUCUGCACGUGCAAGAACGGGGGUUCGAGCAAGGUAUGUUGAUACUUUCAACAAAGGUGGUGGAAACCAGACCAGCUUAUUUCAAUCACCUUCUGUCCCUAACAUUAAACAUCCCAACCCGAACCCAAACUUCUUUGUUCCGACAGCCGUCCCUGCACUGCCUGAACAGCCAGCUGAUAAUCCCCCUGAUAACCAAACUCCUCCCUUGGUUUCAGCUAUAACAGGCCAAUCGGCAAUGAACACGCAAAAAUUUGCAUCAAUGAAUGAUAUGUCGAAAGGGGGAUCAUCAUUAUCAUCAUCAUCAUUAACAUCCACAUCAUCAGUCAACAACCAUUUCACAUCACGAAGAACAUCGUCGUGGAGUGGAAGCGCGGAUCAAGAUUUUUCGGUUCCUGAUAUCAACAAUGAGCAACAGCACAUGUUUAUGCCAAACAAGAUGGGUUUUACACACCCAUCGAAUGAUGAUCUCCAAGAAGUUGAACUGUAAAGCAAACGAGUAGGUUUCCCCUCUCUUAUAUUCUUAUAUAUGUAUACUUGUUGGAGAGAUAGGUUUUGUUAAAUUCUAGAGUGAUGGUUCUGCAGAAAUAGCAGAAGAAAGAGCUUCCAGUGUACAGUUCGUUUUAAAGUGAAGUAGUGUUUUGGUAAAAUAGAUGAGAUAGUGCCUGUAAUUUUUAUUUUUUUUUAAGUUAUAUAUAUUUGAAGUAUAAACUUGCAUUUUAUUAUGUGUUU